GCACAUCACCUACAGCCUCUGCGCGCAGCAGUAGCAUUCCAUUCCCCGAGUCAGUUGCGCGUUACAACGCGACGCGUGCAUGGCGGCGAGCCUCCUGUCCCACGUCGUCUCCGACCUCUGCAUCGGCAGGCCGAAGGUGCUCACGCUGACGCCGUCCACCCCCGUCGCCGCCGCACUCGCCGCACUCCGCGCCGGAGCCGACCCAUUCGCCUUCGUGGACGCUGAACCAUCCUCCCGCGCAAAGAGGGGAGCAGCCACGGCGUACGUGAAGGUCAGCGUCGCGGGCAUCCUCUGCUACGUCUGCGGCGACGCGGGAAACCUCGGCGACCCCGCGGCCGCACUCAGCCGGCCCGUGUCCGCGAUCGCAGCAGUCGUUGGUGGCGUCGCCCACCGAGUGGACCCUCAGACAAGCCUGCUUGACGCCAUUGACGUGUUGCUGACCGACGGCUGCCAAGGCCUGCUCGUUCCUCUCCAUGCGCGCGCCCGUAGGAAGCAUCACCAUGUCCCCUCCUCCGAUGCCGUAACGGCAGCCGAGUACUGCGUGUUGACGCAACAGGACAUCGCUCGCCAUCUCUUCGGCUCCAUCUCCCACUUCUCCCCGGUCGCCGCGCUCACCGUCGCCUCCCUCGGCCUCGUCCGCCGCGACGUGCACGCGGUCCACGUCGACGACGACGCGCUCGACGCGAUUCCGCUCCUGCGGAGAUCCAUCUCGGACGGCACGGCAGUGGCUGUCAUCGCCGACGACGACGCAUUGGUCCGCGAGAUCUGCCCCGGCGUGCUCGGCUCGUGUGACGUCGAGUCGGUGUCCGCUGCCUUCGCUGCUCUCUCUGCUGGCGACGUCAUGACGUACAUCGACUGCUCUCUGUCGCAGACAUCGCCGGAGUUCCCGCUUCGCGCCGUCAGAGCCCAGCUCAAGGACAGGGGUCUCGACGCCAUGGCCGAGCUCAUGGACACUUGGAACGCUGCUUCUGCGCCCUUCUCCCCAUCGUCGUCAUCGUCUUCGACAUCGUCCGACGAGGAGUCAACGUUGGGACGCGCACGGAGACCAAGGAGGGUUUUGUCGGGGAGCUUCGGGUGGCGGUCGACGGAGGACGUGGUAGCAUGCCAUGCCGGGAGCUCGCUGGUGGCCGUCAUGGCCCAGGCGCUCGCGCACCGAGUCGGGUACGUCUGGGUCGUCGACGAGGCCAGCGGCGCGCUUGUCGGAGUCGUGAGAUUUGCCGAUGUGCUCUCCGUGCUCCAAGAGCAUCUCCGUCCCUAGGUGCCAUGCAGGUGAACAGCGAUCUGCGUAUUAGUGAUUGGGAGUGCGUUCAGCUAAAGAUCUCCCAUGACGAGUAUUAUAUUUCCUUUCUUUGGUUCUGCCAAAUUCGAACAGAGGAAAAACUUUGUUU
This is a messenger RNA of Phragmites australis (common reed), 1388 nucleotides long. RefSeq names its product CBS domain-containing protein CBSX5-like. The transcript has 2 exons. The record is from RefSeq and is a predicted model, not a curated record. Bases 80 to 1258 code for a protein of 392 amino acids. Lineage: Eukaryota; Viridiplantae; Streptophyta; Magnoliopsida; Poales; Poaceae.